AUCCACAGCUUCAUUGACCAGGACAAUAUUGUGGAAAAAGUGACACUACACGUAUCUUCAUUUGUUUGAAUACCUCUAAAUGAAGAUGAAGAAGAUGAGGAUGAAGACUCAUUCAUGAAACUUGAGGAUGACAAUUUACUUGUAGUGUUCCAGACACCAUGGCAAAGGAGACUACUAGAUAUAUAUGGGAAGGAACUGGUGUUUCUUGAUGCUACCUACAAAACAACCAAAUAUGCCUUGCCUCUCUUUUUCCUUUGUGUCCAGACCAAUUCUGGAUAUUGUGUUGUUGGAGCCUUCAUAACAGAAAAGGAAGAAUCUUCUUCUAUUGCAGAGGCACUCCAGAUUAUAAAGGAUAAUAACCCCACAUGGUACCCUGGUGGCUUCAUGAUAGAUGCCUCAAAAGUUGAAGCAAAUGCUAUCAAUAGUGCUUUCCAAGAUUCCAAAUUGUUCAUCUGUGACUUUCACAGAAAACAGGCCUGGCAAAGGUGGAUGAACACUCUUAAAAAUGAUGUCAGCAGACAAGAAGCGACCACGCAGCUGUUGAAUACUGUUAUAAGCGAAACCUGAGUUUCCUAAAAGAGAGUGAUGUGUGGAAAAGCCAACCAAAGCUACAACAAUACAUGCAGACACAAUGGAUCAGCAAACACAAAGUAUGUAUCUUG
Messenger RNA from Haliotis rufescens (red abalone), 662 nucleotides. RefSeq lists its product as uncharacterized. Lineage: Eukaryota; Metazoa; Mollusca; Gastropoda; Lepetellida; Haliotidae. The transcript has 3 exons. The record is from RefSeq and is a predicted model, not a curated record. Bases 115 to 567 code for a protein of 150 amino acids.